AUGGCUCCUCCGCCGCGCCUGCGCAUUUUGUCAGUGGGCAGCAAUGGCAUCUCUGCGUUCCUCUCCUGGAGACUCCAGGCAACCACAUCCUGCGACGUGACGCUAGUCUGGAAAGCCAAUUUCGAGGCCGUUUCUCAAUAUGGAGUGACGAUGAAGUCGAAAACAUUUGGAACUGAACGAUUUAAACCCCGUCAUGUUGUCCGCUCUCCCGAAGAUGCCGCAUCUCGUGAAAAUGCAUUCGACUAUGUCAUCCUGUGCGUCAAGGCGCUCCCCGAUGUGUACGAUCUGGCCGCCGUCAUCGAGUCUGUUGUCACCCCUCAACACACAUGCAUCUUGGUCAAUACUUCAAAUACCCUCGGAGUUGAAUCACACCUAGAACAGCGGUUUCCUACCAACGUCGUUUUGUCCCUUGUAUCCGGUGUCGAGAUAACCCAGACCGGGCCGAGCGAAUUUGAGCACAUCAACUCAUCAGAUAUCUGGGUUGGGGCUACAAGUAGUAACUCCGGAAUCCCGGCUGAAAUCCAGAAUGAUAUGGCUCAAGCGCUGGCGAUGACGCUCGCGUCUGGACAGGUCAACUGCAAAGUAUCGUCCAACAUCAGACAGGAGCAGUUUGAGCGUAUGAUCGGGCCUAUCGCGUUCCACCCGGCAAGUGUCAUAUUUGAGACUCCAAAUCCUAAACAACUCUUAGAGAAAAUGGGAGUACGUCAGCUAGUCUCCGAUCUUAUUCAAGAGCUUGUCGACCUGGCUACAGCGCACGGUUGCUCUUUCCCGAGCGAUUUCAGUCAAAAGACGAUUGACAAAAUGACCUCCAUCGAUACACCAAGCACAAUGUACCAGGAUUUCCAGCACCGACGACCGAUGGAGCUUGAAACAUAUCUCGGAUCGCCUAUAAAACUAGCUACGCAGUCAGGUGUCAAGGUUCCUCGUAUUGAGACUCUGUAUGCUCUACUGCACCAUGUCAAUACCACAAACUUGAACAAACCCCGAGACGCAACUCCACCCGCCGUGGCUCAACCGCCUCCUCGAGUCUCCUCAGUUCCGCCUCCAAGAAAUGGUCCGAUGCGCCCACCGUCUUCUAGGGUCACAUCAGGGAUGAUGCCCCCGCGCCGAGGCCCGCCAUCUAGACCUCCGAGUGCCCAACCACAUCCCUCUGGUGGUCGUAUUCCUCGCGAGCCUUCAUUAGAAGGCCUCGAAGAGUUUAGUCACUUGAUGCUUUAUGAAGAUGCUCCGGAUGGCGUGAUUCCUCAACCUGCAACCAACGGCUAUCAUGAUAUGUCUCCCGGUGGCCCCCCUGGUCCUCCCCCGUCGGCCGCAGAUAUUGCCUUGAGGGAGCGAGAAUUAGCUCUGCGUCAGCGGGAGCUGAUGCUUCGGGAACAGGAAAUGAAUAUGAGGCGAGGACCGCGCAGGCCUCCUCCGCCUAGGUCGGUACUCGACGAGGAGGACGAAGAUGACUACUUUGACCCCAUGGAUAAUAUCCCCAUUCCACACAUUGACCCAGAUAGUGUGGAUAUGAUGAGCAUAACGUCGCGAAGAACAAAGAAAGCCCCAAGCGCCAGAGAAUUCCGCAAGAACCCUGAGGCCAACAUGAACAGCGGCAGGUCUUCCUUUGGCCGAUACUUUGGAGGAAGGAAACGUGCUAGUGAUCGCAUUAUGCAAGAGAUCCCUGGUCUUCAUGACUCGCUCAUGGACAACCCUAUGAUGGCCUACUCAUCCAAUCGCUACGGGUCCGUUGACAGAAACCAAAUGCAACAAGGAUCCCGCGCCAACUCUUUGACGGCAAGCCGAAUGGGUGACCUACCACACCCUGGUUACCCCGGUAGUAGGCGGAAUAGCCAGUCUCCAGGGACGCCGUUUGGUGGCCCCGGCCCCCGAAUGGGCCGACCAGGCACCGCACAAGAUGGUUUUAUGCCGCCCAAUGGCCAUAUGAACGGUCCUCUGAACGGUCCUAUGAACGGUCCUAUGAACGGUCCUAUGAACGGGCAUUUGCACGGUCCUCCGAAUGGCCCACCAAAUGGUCAUAUGAAUGGGGGCCAUCCGUCACCGCCCGGGCCCAUGCGGACGCCUGCUCCCAGGCACACUCCUGGGCAAGGAAAUGCUGUAGGUCCGCAGCAAGUUGAACAACAAUAUGGGCGCUGAAAGUGGUGAUAGUGGAGCUAGUGCCACACUCGAAUCCGAAAACUCGGCCCAUAGCAGUCAGAUCAGCCUAGACGCACAGCAAGCCGCAGCAGCGGCGCUCGUCCGCUAGACGACCACGAUACCCCCAAGCCUACUAGCCUCCGUCUUUCGCUGCACCGGUCGAGCGAAACAACCCUCAUUUGCCCUUCCCUUUCCGCCUACGCGUUCUGUCCAGCUUUCCCUUUCCGCUGUUUCCUAUAUUUGAACAUCUUCUUUCGCAGCGCUGUUUACCUGUUAUAAAGGAUACCUUCUAAUGAGACGCUUGGUGAGGAGGAUGAAAGCCGAC
Aspergillus nidulans FGSC A4 is the source of this 2461-nucleotide messenger RNA. RefSeq names its product ketopantoate reductase family protein. The transcript is spliced from 6 exons. The record is from RefSeq and is a predicted model, not a curated record. Bases 1 to 2136 code for a protein of 711 amino acids. NCBI's taxonomy places the organism in Eukaryota, Fungi, Ascomycota, Eurotiomycetes, Eurotiales, Aspergillaceae.